Lathyrus sativus (Indian pea) is the source of this 1608-nucleotide messenger RNA. The record is from the annotation of a GenBank genome assembly. NCBI's taxonomy places the organism in Eukaryota, Viridiplantae, Streptophyta, Magnoliopsida, Fabales, Fabaceae.
AUGAUAAUGGAGGUUGUUAGCGAUGUGGCAUCAUUGGAGGUUGAAUUGUUGCAGAUACCAGAGGUGUCUACUAUGGGACUCAAGUCUAAUUUCACCUUCGUUGAAACACUCUAUCACCAGUGGCUUUCCCUUCCUGAAACCAAUCGCUUGGCAACAUCAUUGCUAAAUGAUGUAAAGUCUGGAGUUCCCUUAAAUGUUCCGGGUAAUUGCUCAAGUCCAAAUGCUUCUGGCAAUUCUUUGCCUUCUAUGUUUCCCGCUGGCAGUGCACCACCUCUUUCACCGAGAAGUUCAUCUGGCUCCCCUCGCAUAGUGAAACAUAGAGUUGGCCUUUCUAAUCUGGGUUCUUCUUUUAAAGUUGUUAGCGAGCCUGUUAAAGAAGUUAUACCUCAGUUCUACUUUCAAAAUGGGCGGCCUCCGCCCAAUGAGCUGAAAGAACAAUGCUUGCUUAGAGUUGACCAUUUAUUCUCCGAUCACGGGCUGCAGAUACAUGAAUUCAAGUCGGUUACCAAGGAAAUAUGCAAGCUACCAUCUUUUCUUUCCACAUCUCUUUACAGAAAGAUCGAAAAUGGAGCUGGCAUUGUGACAAGGGAAGCAUUCAUUGAUUAUUGGAUCAAUGGCAACAUGCUGACAAUGGAUAUAGCGACCCAAAUAUACACAAUUUUGAAGCAACCACAGUUCAAUUACCUUACUCAGGAUGAUUUUAAACCUAUACUACGUGAGCUUUUGGCAACUCAUCCUGGGCUGGAGUUCCUGCAGAGCACACCUGAGUUUCAAGAGAGAUAUGCUGAAACCGUGAUAUAUAGAAUAUAUUACUUCAUCAAUAGAUCAGGAAAUGGUCGUCUUACCCUGAGGGAGCUGAAGCGCGGAAAUAUAAUUGAUGCAAUGCAGCAUGCCGAUGAAGAAGAAGACAUCAACAAAGUUUUGAGAUACUUCUCUUAUGAACACUUUUAUGUUAUAUACUGCAAGUUUUGGGAGCUGGAUACAGAUCAUGAUUUCUUGAUAGACAAAGAGAAUCUUAUCAGAUAUGGCAACCAUGCACUUACCUAUCGGAUUGUCGAUAGAAUAUUUUCUCAGGUUCCAAGAAAGUUUACUAGUAAAGUUGAGGGAAAGAUGGGAUAUGAAGAUUUUGUUUAUUUCAUACUAUCAGAAGAGGACAAAACAUCUGAGCCAAGUCUUGAGUAUUGGUUUAAGUGUGUUGAUUUGGAUGGAAAUGGAGUUCUAACAAGGAAUGAACUGCAAUUUUUCUACGAGGAGCAACUGCAUCGAAUGGAGUGCAUGGCUCAAGAACCUGUUCUUUUUGAAGACAUACUGUGUCAAAUAAUUGACAUGGUUAAAUGUGAGAAUGAAAGCUAUAUCACUCCGCGUGACCUGAAAGGUGGUAAACUCUCUGGAAGCAUUUUCAAUAUCCUAUUCAAUCUAAAUAAGUUCAUGGCCUUUGAAACUCGGGACCCAUUUUUGAUUCGCCAGGAACGUGAGAAUCCUACGUUGACAGAGUGGGAUCGCUUUGCUCACAGAGAAUAUAUUAGGCUUUCAAUGGAAGAAGAUGUAGAGGAUGUUUCUAAUGGAAGUGCAGAAGUUUGGGAUGAAUCACUAGAAGCUCCCUUCUGA